AUGUCCGUGAAUGAAUGGGUAUCACUCUCCGAUCCCCUCGGGCGGGCCAUAUCUUGGCAGAUUAUACCACUCAUAAAGUCCCUGGAGAGCACGCAUUGCCAAUCCCUGUCCUUGGAGGAGCGGCAGUGCUGGAUACCGGAGCAAACGCUGUAUGCAUCCGCGCCCAAACUAGAGGCGGCCAUUAAAGCUUUACGACCGCUGACUACCCUCACGUCGCUCACCCUGUCCAUCCCCCUGCUCUUCGCCCGAGACUUCCGGAGCUGGACGGUCCAGACAAUGAACUUGAGUCCCCUCCAGUACCUCCGCAUUGAAGAUUGGACCACGGAAGCGGGGAGCUGGGGAGUCGUCUUCGAAUUCCUGCGCCUCAAGCAUCUGCAGAAGCUGGAGCUGUCGGUCUGCAACCUCCCAGCUCCGAGCCAAAACCAGCUUUUGCCAUACUAG
Molecule: messenger RNA, 441 nt
Organism: Gloeophyllum trabeum ATCC 11539
Lineage: Eukaryota; Fungi; Basidiomycota; Agaricomycetes; Gloeophyllales; Gloeophyllaceae
Exons: 2
Coding region: 1-441 (146 amino acids)
Source: RefSeq, a predicted model, not a curated record